UCUGCCGACUUCACCGAUGUUUGACUCCGAGCCUCAGCCUCGUUACGAAGCACGAAGCACGAGUGGCUCACCUGCCAACAGGUCCUCAACAACAUCAGCGAUGACAGCGCUUCACCUCCUCGUCGUCGUGCUCACUGUGGUCACGGCAGUUGCUGAGUACUCCCCGCCGUACUCACCUGUCGACACGGCAUAUACACCCGAAUAUAGUCCUGACUAUGGGGGUAAACCUACCUAUGCUCCAGUGUAUGACAGUAAACCCGACUAUAAAAAGCCUGACUACGGUAGGAAACCCGCCAAUCCUCCAGUUUAUGACAGUAAACCCGACUACAAAAAGCCUGCGUAUGAAGACAAACCUACCUACCCGUCAGUGUAUGAUAGUAAACCCGACUAUAAAAAGCCUGAGUACGAAAGUAAACCUGUCUACGCUUCAGUGUAUGACGGUAAACUCGACUACAAGAAGCCUGAGUACGAAAGUAAACCUACCUACUCUUCAGUGUAUGACGGUAAACCCGACUACAAGAAGCCUGAGUACGAAAGUAAACCUACCUACUCUUCAGUGUAUGACGGUAAACUCGACUACAAGAAGCCUGAGUACGAAAGUAAACCUACCUACUCUUCAGUGUAUGACAGUAAACCCGACUAUGAGGAUAAACCUAAUUAUGAUCAAGUUAAUGAGGGUAAGUCCUAUGGAGGUAAACUGUCCUCCAGUCUAGUGAGUGGAGCAGAUGCCAAGUCGGCGAGCGAAGCUGUCAGAGCUGUAGUAAACAAGAAGACCGAGCUGUACAAGGACUUGGACAUUUACGAGACUCUCAUUCAAGUUGCUGCCGAGCGUCUGAACCUCAUCAACCAGAGAACUCUGCCAGCAAUCAGACUGGACAACUCUCAGACAGACGCUUCCAUCUCUAUUUUAGACCAAGAGAUAAACGCACUGCGGGACCGCGCUUCCCGUGCUGACGUCACAGCAACCGCAGCUCUUGCUUCCGCUAACGCCUCCAGUGACGUCAUUAGGCAGCAGCGCGCCCUGGUGGCGCAGAUCUCAAGGAACAACACGGACGACGCCCGCCGCAUCGCUCAGUUCCAAGGCGACCUGAGGAACUUGGAGGCUUACUUCCUGAAAGAACUGGACACACAGAUCGGCCAGCUGACCUCUCUGUUGGCAAAGGAGCGACAGAACCUCAAGACCGUCACCGCCUUCGUGGACGGCCGCAAGUGUGAGUAUGGAUACCUUGGCUUGUGGAGUGACGCCAGCACUGAGUCCGUUACAUUCGUGUCACAGUUCACUCAGGCCCCGAGUGUUGACAUCGUCCUCUCAGGUUAUCUCUCAUUCCUCAACGUCCCGUUUGCAUCUGAUCGUUAUCCGUCCGGCAGCAGCUACCCGCCUCAGUCCACCUAUGGUGACGACACUAAGGGAUACGACUCAUCUUACAAGAAUGACGCGCAGAACGUCCAGAUCGUCGCCUCUGACGUCACCACCCAUGGGUUCACGGCAAAGGUCAUCAACUCAAGCCCAGCAAACUUCUACUUCGCGAGGGUUAGGGCUAGGUACGUGGCGUGUCAGAACCUGUACACUGAGGUCCAUCUGUAGACUUCCUGUCUCCAUGGCACUAGUCUUCAAGGCGAUCCUGUCAGCUGCAGUCUCUUUAGAAAUUGCGGGAAUUAUUGGUAAUUAAUUAGCUGUUCUGCUCACAAGGUGUAUGUUAAUUUCUUACGAGUGUUUGUUGGCUGACAGACGCCGAACAGUUUAUUCUUUACAGUUUUACAUAAAUUAAGGUUCAGAUCAAGCAUUUUUAUUUACGUUUCUUUAUGUCUAGUCGCUCACUUGUGUACAUGUAAAUAUACAACUUAUGUGACCCAUUGUUGCAAAUACAAUCAACAGCCUUCAAUGUUAGACAGUGAAGUUCGUAAAUAUGAUUGGUUUUAUUCUGUCAGUGACAUUUGUCUUGCAGUGGUCAUGAACAUUUUCUUGUUGUCAAUGAACCCUUCUUAGAUGGGACAGAGAAAUGAAAGCCAGGCCUGUAAUCUUUCCGAUUAAUUGUAUUCUGAACGAUGAGUGUGUUGAUAAAUAAGAUGAAAAAGCA
Messenger RNA from Pomacea canaliculata, 2078 nucleotides. Its product is annotated as nucleoporin NSP1-like. NCBI's taxonomy places the organism in Eukaryota, Metazoa, Mollusca, Gastropoda, Architaenioglossa, Ampullariidae. The record is from RefSeq and is a predicted model, not a curated record. The coding region runs from base 17 to 1585 and encodes 522 amino acids. The transcript is spliced from 4 exons.